Messenger RNA from Pogoniulus pusillus (Red-fronted tinkerbird), 1406 nucleotides. Its product is annotated as carboxymethylenebutenolidase homolog. The transcript is spliced from 7 exons. Bases 480 to 1208 code for a protein of 242 amino acids. The record is from RefSeq and is a predicted model, not a curated record. NCBI's taxonomy places the organism in Eukaryota, Metazoa, Chordata, Aves, Piciformes, Lybiidae. Gene Ontology annotation, molecular function: hydrolase activity.
GGCUCCCAGCGGCCGCGGUUAUGUAAGGGGCACCCGCGUGCGAACCGGGAGCGUGUGAGCCACCCCGCAAACCUCCCCCGCCCCCGCGGGCCACCGGCCCCAGCCAAAGGACAGGGCCGAGGAGGAGGGGGGGCACCGGCGCGGGCACACAGUCCCGGCACGCGAAGCUCCUCCGUGCGUGAACAGCACCCGGCCCGCCAGGUGGCCACUGGCCCAGGAACGCUCUCCCCUUGCUGCGAGACAACACGGACCGAGCCGCCGGCUGAGGCGAGGGAAGGGACGCGAGGGGUAGCGGAGGGCGCGGGUCCUAAAGCCUGCAGCAGAGUUGAAGAGCACCUGGAAACUGGAUGGGUAGCAACAGGCACAAAACUGCCAGCAGAGCUGCUCUUCCUCUUGUGCUUAGAGAAAUCUAGCUGGUACCUCCCUGAGCAGAAGAGGUGAGCUGGACUGAAACAGCAGCCUGGACUCGAGGUUCCCAAAUGGCUGACCCUUUCCUAUAUGAUACUGGAGAAAGAUCCAAAUAUGGGUGCCUUGGACACGAAGUACAGAUUGAGCACAUCAAGGCAUAUGUUUGCAGACCAUCUUUUUUCACAGACAAAGCUGUGAUUGUGGUUCAUGACAUAUUUGGAUGGCAGUUCCCAGACAUCAGAUACAUAGUUGAUUUGAUUGCAGGGCAUGGAUACAUAACCAUCUGCCCAGACUUCUUUAAGGGGACAGAUCCCUGGAAAACUACUGACCACUGGGCUGACUUUGCUGACUGGAUGAAACAUCAUGAUCCUAUGAAAGUAGACAAGGAAGCUGGUGUUGUCUUGCAGUACCUGCAGGAGCAGUGUGGUGCAAAGAAGAUUGGUGUUGUUGGCUUCUCCUGGGGUGGAAUGGCAGUACAUCACUUGAUGCUGACCGACCCUCGAUUAGCCGCUGGGGUCUCCCUCUACGGCAUAAUUAGAGACUCUGAAGAAAGAUACAAUCUACUAAACCCCACGUUUUUCAUUUUUGGUGAGAAGGACCACACUAUUUCUUUGAAUCAGAUCACCUUACUGGAUGAGAAACUGAAUCAAUAUUGUAAAGUUGCAUAUAAAAUUAAAGUUUAUCCUGGGCAAGUUCAUGGCUUUGCACAGUUGAAGCCAGAAGACAUGAAACCUGAUGAUAAACCUUAUAUUGAAGAGGCUAGAAAGGAUAUGAUGGAUUGGAUCAAACUGUUCAUUUGACAGAAGCACAAAGCAGCCCAAGGCUUCAGUGACUGAGUUUCAGAGAAGAUAGGAAGAACUGCCUCAAAGUUGUCAUAAAGAAGAAUAGGAACCUUUUAAUUUAUAGCUGCUAAUUAUUUUCACAAGUGUUACAGAAGACUGUACAAUGGAAGGUGGACUAAAGAAUGAUUAGGCAUUAAAAAAAUGGCUUGGACUUGU